This is a messenger RNA of Trichoplusia ni (cabbage looper), 839 nucleotides long. Its product is annotated as rRNA-processing protein UTP23 homolog. Gene Ontology annotation, molecular function: small ribosomal subunit rRNA binding. NCBI's taxonomy places the organism in Eukaryota, Metazoa, Arthropoda, Insecta, Lepidoptera, Noctuidae. The transcript is spliced from 2 exons. The record is from RefSeq and is a predicted model, not a curated record. Bases 58 to 819 code for a protein of 253 amino acids. Gene Ontology annotation, cellular component: nucleolus; small-subunit processome.
UCUAAACAAAGCACAUUAUAUUUUCUCUUCAACAGGUUUGUAAAAUAGCUAUUCAAAAUGAAGAUUACAAGGUAUAAAAAAGUUCAGAAAUAUUUGAAAUUCUACUACAAUAACUAUGGUUUCCACCAGCCAUACCAAGUGUUAAUCGACGGCACAUUUUGUUUUACUGCUUUUAAAGAACAAAUAAACAUAAGAGACCAGAUACCCAAAUAUUUAAACUCUCAAGCUAAAUUGUUGACAACAAGAUGUAUAAUUGUAGAAACAGAAAAAAUUGCCAAAAAGGCUCAUGGUGCCCUGACUAUAUUGAAGCAGUAUGGAAUACAUGAGUGUGGGCACAAAGAACCAAUAGCGGGGUCUAAUUGUAUAUUGUCUAUGAUUGGCAAGAGAAAUGACAAACAUUACAUUCUGGCAACACAAGACAGAGAUUUACAGGACAAGUUGAGGGAAAAAAGUGGUGUUCCACUCUUGUAUUUCCAUAAUAAAGCUCCUACAUUGGAAAAGCCUUCACAAGCAAGUUAUGCUAAAGCAGGCCAGAGCUUAGAAGGAAACCCAUUCAUGUUCAUCACUGAAACACAAAAUGAAGCAUUAAAAACCAUGAAACAGGUUCUAGGAGUGGAACAAAAAGUCGAAGAACCCAAAAUAAUUCCUAAGAAAAAGAAACAACAUAAUCCUAACCCCUUGUCCUGUAAAAAGAAGAAAAAGAAACCUUUGAACAACAAAAAGGCGGAAACUGUUAGUGAAGGGAAAAUUAGGAAAAGAAAAAAGAAAAAGUUGCCAAAACAUGUAAAAGAACAAUUAAAGAGUGUUGCAAGUAAUUAAUAAAUGUAGUCAAUAAGUUA